UAAACCAUUCGUUUGCUGUUCUAGAGAAAAGCCUUCAAUUGAGAAAAAAAUGCCUCCAGGUUUGACCCGUUUUGCCUAUAAAAGGAUUCUUCAAGAUAUGGACUUUCCUCAUCUUCUCGGAUAAACAGAAUCAAAUAGAUUUUUUUUUCCUCUUUCAAAAAUGCAUUUAUCUUCGUCUUCUACAUCGUUCACUUGGACAACCAUAAUCACAUUGGGAUGUCUUUUGCUUCAUUCAUCUUUGUCCUAUGCUCAACUUACCCCUACCUUCUACGAUAGUUCAUGUCCUAACGUCACUAACAUCGUACGAGAAACCAUUGUAAAUGAGUUAAGGUCGGACCCUCGUAUCGCUGCGAGCAUCCUUCGUCUUCACUUCCACGACUGCUUUGUUAAUGGCUGUGACGCAUCCAUCUUGUUAGACAACACGACAUCAUUUCGAACAGAGAAAGAUGCCUUUGGAAACGCAAAUUCGGCUCGAGGAUUUCCUGUGAUUGAUAGAAUGAAAGCCGCGGUGGAGAGGGCAUGCCCAAGAACCGUUUCGUGCGCAGAUAUGCUCACCAUUGCAGCUCAACAAUCUGUCACUUUGGCAGGAGGUCCUUCUUGGAGGGUUCCUUUGGGAAGGAGAGACAGCUUACAAGCAUUUCUAAAUCUCGCUAAUGCAAAUCUCCCAGCUCCAUUCUUCACACUUCCAGAGCUUAAAGCCAGCUUCAAAAAUGUUGGCCUCGAUCGUCCUUCUGAUCUUGUUGCUCUCUCCGGUGGUCACACAUUUGGUAAAAAUCAAUGUCAGUUUAUUCUGGACAGAUUAUACAAUUUCAGCAACACAGGUUUACCCGACCCUACCCUCAAUACUACUUACCUCCAAACUCUUCGUGGACUAUGCCCCCUUAAUGGCAAUCGAAGUGCCUUGGUCGAUUUUGAUCUGCGUACGCCUACAGUUUUCGACAACAAAUACUACGUAAAUCUCAAAGAGCAAAAAGGUCUUAUCCAGAGCGAUCAAGAGUUGUUCUCUAGCCCCAAUGCCACUGACACAAUCCCCUUGGUGAGAGCAUAUGCUGAUGGCACACAAACAUUCUUCAAUGCAUUUGUGGAGGCGAUGAAUAGGAUGGGAAACAUUACACCUACUACAGGAACUCAAGGACAAAUCAGGUUGAAUUGUAGGGUGGUGAACUCCAACACUCUGCUCCAAGAUGUGGUGGAGAUCGUUGACUUUGUUAGCUCUAUGUGAGAAUUGUUUACCCAAUAUGUGGCUACAAGAAUACAUAUAUAUUAAUGAAUAAAACCCUCAAGCUGUUACUUGAGAAUAUUUACUUUAAA
This is a messenger RNA of Arabidopsis lyrata subsp. lyrata, 1311 nucleotides long. RefSeq names its product peroxidase 34. The transcript is spliced from 4 exons. Bases 161 to 1222 code for a protein of 353 amino acids. NCBI's taxonomy places the organism in Eukaryota, Viridiplantae, Streptophyta, Magnoliopsida, Brassicales, Brassicaceae. The record is from RefSeq and is a predicted model, not a curated record. Gene Ontology annotation, molecular function: peroxidase activity; heme binding. Gene Ontology annotation, biological process: hydrogen peroxide catabolic process; response to oxidative stress.